Messenger RNA from Odobenus rosmarus divergens (Pacific walrus), 1092 nucleotides. RefSeq names its product translocase of inner mitochondrial membrane 17 homolog B (yeast) (gene TIMM17B). The coding region runs from base 42 to 560 and encodes 172 amino acids. Lineage: Eukaryota; Metazoa; Chordata; Mammalia; Carnivora; Odobenidae. The record is from RefSeq and is a predicted model, not a curated record. Gene Ontology annotation, cellular component: TIM23 mitochondrial import inner membrane translocase complex; mitochondrial inner membrane. The transcript is spliced from 6 exons. Gene Ontology annotation, molecular function: transmembrane protein transporter activity. Gene Ontology annotation, biological process: protein import into mitochondrial matrix.
GGCCGAGGUUUAGCCAGACUGCGCGGCCGGACGCCGGCGCCAUGGAGGAGUACGCUCGGGAGCCUUGCCCAUGGCGAAUUGUGGACGAUUGCGGAGGAGCCUUCACUAUGGGUGUCAUCGGCGGUGGAGUCUUCCAGGCCAUCAAGGGCUUCCGCAACGCCCCUGUCGGAAUUCGGCACCGACUGAGAGGUAGUGCCAACGCUGUGAGGAUCCGAGCCCCCCAGAUUGGAGGUAGCUUCGCGGUGUGGGGGGGCCUGUUCUCCACCAUCGACUGCGGCCUGGUGCGCCUGCGGGGCAAAGAAGAUCCCUGGAACUCCAUCACCAGCGGAGCAUUGACCGGGGCCGUGCUGGCGGCCCGCAGUGGCCCAUUGGCCAUGGUGGGCUCAGCAAUGAUGGGCGGUAUCCUCUUGGCUCUCAUAGAGGGUGUUGGCAUCCUCCUUACUCGCUACACUGCCCAGCAGUUCCGCAACGCACCCCCGUUCCUGGAGGACCCCAGCCAGCUGCCCCCUAAGGAGGGUACCCCAGCCCCAGGCUAUCCCAGCUAUCAGCAGUACCACUGAGGAAGUGACUGCCUAUCAUCACCACCGUGGGAGCCCCUCCUCCGUUCCCUCCCCGAUGAUCUACCUCGAAGGGAGGGCUGGCUCCCAGUUGGCCCUGGGACCCUCCAGAGAGGGCCUCUACUCUGCUCCCUUGUCCCAGGGUGGGGGGUGGGGCACCCCAGCUGCCCUGAUGGAUGGGUCCCCUUCUCAGGGCACCCCAACCCCAAGUUCACAUGUAACAAGUUCUCACCCCAGCCCCUUUUCCUGGCGCCCUGAUGAGUAUUUAAAGCCAGUUUUGAAAUGCCUGUGUUUGUACUCCUUGAGCCGUGCGUGUUGGGAGCCCCUCCUUAGGACAGGGGGCAGAGCCCUCUUCAGAGACUCAGAAGCCCUAGAACUUGGAGUCCCACAGAGAGUGGGCUCUAGUAAAUGUCUGUGGGAUGGAUGAGCAGGAGGGGGAAUGAAUCAAGAUGUGAAUAGGUACGUGAAUAAGGGUGUGUGGGGGCCAAGUGAUGACUCGUAGGCAGACAGAGGAACAGGCUUGGGAAAGAAGUGA